UAUACAAGCUGGUUCCAACAGACAAUGGUCGAAAAUUCUACAUGUCAUAUAAAUAAUUGACAUGAAUAUAUAAUUAAUAAAUUAUUACUGCAUUUUCUUAUAGUCUAUCUACUACAGCCCCAACAUAUCCUUCAAGUUUUAUGCGAUUUAAAGGUCGCUAACUUAAAAUCGAUUUUUGAUGGAUGAUAUUUAUGAUUGUAUGUGUAAUUCUUAAUAAAGAUAAUAAUAAAUCUACUUUUGUUAUAUAAUAGAGAAAAUGAGAUCGAAUCGAAACCAGUACCAACAUUAAAACAAUAUUUUUCACCUGAUUGGAUAAUUGAAAGAAAUAAAUGCAAUGAUUAUUCUCGACUUGUUUGUAAUCAAUUUCAUGGUUUGAUUAAUAAUAAAGAAAAUUCAAUUAUUAAUUCAAUUACAACAUCUCUUAAACCAAUUACUUCAAAAGAUAUUCAUUAUCCUGAAUCAAAAUCAACAUCAUUAUUAAUUAUUGAUUUUAUAUUAACAUUAAAAGAAAAAAAUCUUCUACCUUGUAUUGUUUUUUCGGAUAAUCGAUUAUUAUGUGAAAAUAUGGCUACAAGUGUUGCUGAAUAUUUUGAAAAUUUAGAAAAAAAUUUAAGAAAAACAAAAUAUAAAGAUCAAAUUGAAUUAUUAAAAGAACGUUUAGAAACAAUAAAAAACGCUCAAAAAAAAAUUAAAUCAAAAAAAAUAUCAAAAUCCUCUAAUAAACGAAAUCAUGAAGAAGAGAAUAUUGUUGAAUUAGAAAUAACAGAAGAAGAGAAACAUAAUCAAAUCUUACUUUCUGGUCUUGAACAACAAUUAUUAAAUGGUAUUUUGGAUGAAGGUACAUUAGCAAAUCGACAUGGAUGUGAUCGAGAAUUAGUUGAUUCUCUAUUAGAACGAGCAUUAUGGGAAAAUCCAAGAUUAGUUGGAUAUAUGCAACGAGGUGUAGCUUAUCAUCAUGCUGGAUUAAAUAAUAAAGGUCGAGUAGCUGUUGAAGCACUUUUUCGUAAUCGAUAUGUUCAAGUUGUUUUCUCUACAGCAACACUUGGUAUGUACUUAACAAAAUCUUUGGGUAUUCAUAUGCCAACAAAAACUGUUGCUUUUGUUAAAGAUUCAAUCUAUCUUGAUGCUUUACAAUAUCGACAAUCAUCAGGUCGUGCUGGUCGUCGUGGUUUUGAUAUUCAAGGUCAUGUUAUAUUUGUUGAUAUACCUUUAUCAAAAAUUAGUCAUUUAAUAAUAUCAGCUAUACCAAAUAUUCGUGCACAUUUUCCAACAAGUGUUACAUUUUUUAUGCGUCUUCUUCAUUUAUGUUCAAAUAGUAAAGAUUCAAAUGAUGCAAUAAAUCGAUCAUUAAUUGCAUUAGAAUGUUCUUUACUUGCACAAUCAUCUAUGAAACAUCAAUUUAUAGAUAUUCAAACACGUUUUCAUUGUUUAUUUACAUUAGAUUUUCUUUAUCGAUUAAAUUUAAUUAAUCGACAUGGUGAUCUUAUUGGUUUAGCUGGUCUUCUAACACAUUUACAUUAUUUUGAACCAGCAAAUAUUUUACUUGUUUAUCUUAUGGAUACUAAAUAUUUUCAUUUAGUGAAAGAUGAAAUUAAAAUUAUGACUAUAUUUGCUUAUCUUUUUACUAAUAUGCCAUGGUAA
Messenger RNA from Rotaria sp. Silwood2, 1641 nucleotides. The record is from the annotation of a GenBank genome assembly. NCBI's taxonomy places the organism in Eukaryota, Metazoa, Rotifera, Eurotatoria, Philodinida, Philodinidae.